UGUGUGGUUGGAGUGUCACAAGAGUACAAGCGAGGAAUAGGAGGAAUAACCGCUAACAGUUCUCAUAUCAAAGCCUAAUGCUCCGCUACGCAAAGCUAUCUACGUUCAUACUUUCCCACGUUUGUUUGUUGUGCUGUGCGCUUAUGUGUAACUGAAUGUUAACUGUAUCGAUCAAUCUGACUGAUCAGUGACCAAUGGUGUGAGCGGCUUUCUCUCAGGAUAUCAGCUGAUUCAAUGCAAACGAGAGCCGGAGGGGAUGAAGGAUCUGGGCCAAUGCUGCAGAGGAAGGAGUCGUUUUCUCUUCUCUCCACAUCAGAGAGGUGGCUCUUCAGUGGGAAGAAGAGGAAGCAGAGGAAGAGAGAUGUGGAUUCGCUCAGUCUGUGCAGCUUGGACAUCAAUGAGCCUAGCACCAAGCGGGUGAAGCCUCUCUCUCGAGUGACAUCACUGGCGAGUCUCCUCCCUCCAGUCAAAGCUGCUCCACUCAAACGCAUUGGACAGACACUGCAGCGCUCUAUCAGUUUCCGCAGCGACUGCAGGCCGGACAUCAUGGCUCCACGGCCCUGGAACAGGCAGAUUGCACCGCCCAUCACCAAGCGCCGUGACAGCAAGCUAUGGAGCGAGACCUUCGACCUGGGCCUGGGACACAUGCUGUCCUCCAAAGAGAUCAAGAGACAAGAGUCCAUCUUUGAGCUGUCUCAGGGAGAACAGGACCUGAUUGAGGACUUGAAGCUGGCAAAGAAGGCAUAUCGUGACCCCAUGCUGAAGCUGUCUAUUAUGACUGAGCAUGAGCUCAAUCAGAUCUUUGGCACGCUGGACUCCCUCAUUCCACUGCAUGAAGAUUUGCUGAGUCGACUUCGAGAGGCCAGAAAGCCAGACGGCUCGACUGAUCGCGUGGGCAAUAUUCUAGUAGACUGGCUUCCCUGUCUUGAAACCUACAACGGCUACUGCAGUAACCAGGUGGCAGCCAAAGCCCUGCUGGACCAUAAAAAGCAGGACCACCGGGUGCAUGACUUCCUCCAGCGAUGUCUGGAGUCACCGUUUAGCCGCAAACUGGACCUUUGGAGCUUCCUGGACAUCCCUCGCAGUCGCCUGGUCAAAUACCCACUACUUCUACGAGAGAUCCUCAAACACACGCCAAAUGACCACCCCGACCACCAGCACCUCCAUCAAGCUAUUAACAUGAUCCAGAGCAUCGUGGCGGUUAUUAACACUCAGACGGGCGAGUCAGAGUGUCGUUACUAUAAAGAGCGCUUGCUGUAUCUGGAAAGCGGUCAGAGAGAUCUGCUGAUUGACAGCUCGAGGAUCCUCAGCUGCCACGGAGAGCUCAAGAACAACAGAGGAGCUAAGCUGCAUGUGUUCCUGUUUCAGGAUGUGUUGGUGAUCACCCGGGCUAUCACCCAAAACGAGCAGCUGUGCUAUCAGCUUUACCGGCAGCCAAUCCCUGUCAGAGAUCUGGAGUGGGAAGACCUGCAGGACGGAGAGAUUCGCCUCGGAGGAUCCAUCAGAGGAGCUUUCAGCAACAACGAGCGCACCAAGAACUUUUUCCGCGUGUCGUUUGGCAGCGGAGGACAGCUGCAGACGCAUUGCUUCCAGGCCAGCGAUGCCUUCAAUAAACAGCAGUGGCUCAACUGCAUUCGACAAGCCAAAGAAGCUGUGGGCUCUGCAGCGUGUGAGAUAGAGUCACAGACAGCAGCUCCGUGCUCAGACUACAGCAUGAUGAACACCGCUAGCACUGAGUAUCCACAGAUGGACCUGACAGACCUCACACCUGUGACAACAUGAGCCAUCCUGUUUGGUGCUGUGUUACAGUCAAGCAAGCACUUCUCUGAGACUGACGCUGCUGUCCAUGGUUCUGUGUUAUUCUGUGCCUUGCUUUCACUGAGCUGUUGUUUGUGGCAGUCGUUCAGAAACUGAACAUCUGGAUCCACCGUUUCACUUUAAUCUCACUUUAAUCAUUACUGUCUGCCCAAGAAAAAGUCACAUCUGUGUAAAAGGUGAUCUAUUGUGAUCUAUUAUGUUCAUUUCGUAAUCACUGACAAACAUGACCAGUCGAAUGUUUUCAAAACAUAAGGGCGAUCACAGUAUUUCUAGUGCUGUCAAACGAUUAAUUACAGGCAAAAUAAAAGUUUUUGCUUAUAAGUUUGUGUACUGUGUAUAUUU
Messenger RNA from Puntigrus tetrazona (Sumatra barb), 2160 nucleotides. RefSeq names its product Rho guanine nucleotide exchange factor (GEF) 3 (gene arhgef3). Gene Ontology annotation, molecular function: guanyl-nucleotide exchange factor activity. Gene Ontology annotation, biological process: positive regulation of Rho protein signal transduction; intracellular signal transduction. Bases 235 to 1782 code for a protein of 515 amino acids. The transcript has 12 exons. NCBI's taxonomy places the organism in Eukaryota, Metazoa, Chordata, Actinopteri, Cypriniformes, Cyprinidae. The record is from RefSeq and is a predicted model, not a curated record.